CCAGUCGCUCACCAACUUUGACCCACCGCAUCACCCCACCCCUUCGCGCCGCACCACGGCACCAGCAUCACACAGGACAGGACCAAGCCCACGCGACCCGCCGACGCGUUGGCGUAACGGUCCAACCAAUGGCCGGGUUCGCGCGCGCCACCGCCCCCGCGUCCCCGUCACCGGCGGCGGCGCUGCUCACCGGCGAGCGCCUCGUGGUCUUCCUCUUCGCGGCCCGCGUGGCACUCGCGGCCCCGGUGCACCUCGCCGCGGCGCUCGCGGUCCUCGUGGCGGCCGCCCUCGCCGUCGAGCUCGCCGUGGACGGCUCCGGCUCCGCCCCGCUUCGCCGCUUCAGGACCAGGCCAGGUGCUUCGUCAGGCAUACUUCUUGGCGCCACUACUCUGCCCAGCGUCAUGCUUUCUCGGUUAAUUCAACUGUCAAGGCUCCUACCAGCUGAUCCUAAUGGACCUAAAGAAUUUGCAUACCUGGAAAUGCAGUACUGGGCAGCAUCAAUCAGCUGUCUCAGUGUGCUAGCUUUAUUCCUUUGGCAUCUACAGAAGUCUCCCAGCAAUGGGAUCUCUAAACAUUUGGAGUACGGCUCAUUGUUUAUAGUUUUAUAUCUCAUGACAUUCUUUUUGUCCUUUCUACUGAAGACUGAUGAAGGCUUGAUGGUAACGACCAAUAUGGCGUAUAUGCUCUGUCAUGGAGUGGCUGCUGUGAUCUUAAUCAAGCAUAUCCUAGAGAAGUUUCCCUCAUGCGCAUCUUUUGGGGAGGCGCUUUUGGUGUCAGGUGGUCUUGUUCUCUACUUUGGUGAUAUGUUGGCACAUACACUUUCAAAGAUGGAGUUCUCCAUGUCAUCAAAAGCAUUCAUUCACACACCUCAAACUAGAAGCGAUAUGACCGCAAUUAUUCAGGGGAUUUUACUUGUCCUUUUUCUACUUCCGUUACUAUACAAGAGUUCUCUUAAAGUUUGGUAUUGCUGGACAAAGGAGAGAAAGCAACAAACACAAACACCUGAGGAACAUAAGCGAAUAAGAAUUGAUUCUGCCAUAUUCUAUAUCUCGUUGGCGGUGGUGUUAAUAUUUUUACUGCCAUCAUGGACACACCUUGUCCAAGGCCUCAAAGUGCAUCCUUUUGUUUGGAUUGUUAACUAUAUGUUCACUGAUUCACAUGAGCGACUUGUUUUAUGUGCAUACUGGAUAUGUGUAAUAUAUGUAUCAGUUAGAAGGUUCUACAGUAUAUCAAAGCAAAGCAAGACAGAGAGGAUUCUUUUGCGCAAGUAUUAUCAUCUUGUCGCUGUUCUCAUUUUCUCUCCUGCAGUUAUAUUUCAGCCUGCUUUCUUGGACUUGGCAUUUGGUGCAGCAUUUGCAGUUUUCUUGAUAUUGGAGAUGUUACGAAUUUGGGAAAUAUACCCUCUUGGACGUGUUGUGCAUCAGUUUAUGAACGCCUUUACUGAUCAUCGUGAUUCUGAGAUUCUUAUUGUCAGCCAUUUUUCACUCUUACUGGGCUGUGCACUUCCGAAAUGGAUGUCAUCUGGAUUAAAUGACCGACCACUUGCCCCUUUUGCCGGAAUUCUCAGCUUGGGGAUAGGUGAUACCAUGGCAUCAAUGAUAGGGUACAAGUAUGGCGUGUUAAGAUGGAGCAAGACAGGAAAGAAAACAAUCGAGGGCACGGCAGCGGGCAUAACAUCGGUGCUAGCAGCCUGCUCGAUCCUGGUGUCACUCUUGGCUUCCAGUGGGUACAUUCUUUCGCAGAAUUGGCUAUCGCUCCUGAUAGCUGUCACAUUGAGCGGGUUAUUGGAGGCAUACACUGCACAGCUGGACAAUGCCUUCAUCCCCCUCGUGUUCUAUAGUCUUCUGUGUCUAUAAGGGUAGCAUCCUGUACAUCUAACUGACCUUGAUAUCCUCUUUUUGUUUACACGCUAUUAGUAUAUACGUAGUGCAAUAUGUUAUUUCGACAUUACUCACUUGGUCUCCUCGGCGCAUCAACUGCCUGGUGAUUCAGUUCAACAGAUCACAUUCUGUGUAACCCUGCCUUUCGGAAGUUGAGAGGACGUGCUCAUGGUUGAGACAGUCGGUACAGGCAUAUGACCAGAAGUAGAAAAAUAAAAUGUUCUCCAGUCGUUCAGUAGAGGGUGUUUUUGGCGGAGCUGGGCAGUUGGAUGCUGUACAUAAAGUUUUUUUUAUAUGAACCUGUUGACUGUUGUUGGGACGAACAGUAUUGAAACAUGCUGUGAUGCUGAUCAAUUUGAUCACUCUAUUUGCUCUUUC
This is a messenger RNA of Zea mays, 2258 nucleotides long. RefSeq names its product dolichol kinase EVAN. Gene Ontology annotation, cellular component: endoplasmic reticulum membrane. The record is from RefSeq and is a predicted model, not a curated record. The transcript has 14 exons. NCBI's taxonomy places the organism in Eukaryota, Viridiplantae, Streptophyta, Magnoliopsida, Poales, Poaceae. Gene Ontology annotation, molecular function: dolichol kinase activity. Gene Ontology annotation, biological process: dolichyl monophosphate biosynthetic process. Bases 129 to 1856 code for a protein of 575 amino acids.